AUGUCCCUAAUAUCGGAAAAGAACCCGUCGAGGGCCAACACGCCGCUGGCAAGGUUUGCUCAGCAGCUGAUCAAGGACACCAUCGCCGAGUUUGUCACCGACGCCCACUUGGGCUUGUCCAAUACCCAGGACAUUCUCAAUCGGCGCCUGAUCCAUGGCGAUAACGAGUUGACUCACGACGAGAAGGAGCUGUUGGUGGUGAAGUUUUUCCAGGCGUUCAACGACCCGUUGAUCUUGCUUUUGAUCGGCUCCGCCGUCAUCUCGUUCUGGAUGGGCAACGUGGACGAUGCCGUAUCGAUCUCUCUAGCCAUCACCAUCGUGGUCACUGUGGGUUUUGUUCAGGAGUACCGCUCGGAGAAGUCUUUGGAGGCACUCAAUCGCUUGGUGCCCGCAGAGGCCAAGUUGACUCGAAACGGCAACACCUCCACCGUCUUGGCAUCUCACUUGGUGCCUGGCGACUUGGUGCAUUUUUCCCAGGGCGACAGAAUCCCGGCUGACGUCAGGUUGACCGAUGCUGUCCACUUGACCAUCGAUGAGUCCAACUUGACCGGUGAAAACGACCCGGUGAAGAAACUGGCCAACGUCAACAACCCGACUGACCACACGGGGGACGUGUCCAAAGACCUCCCGGUGACAGAGCGCUCGUCCAUCGCUUUCAUGGGCACAUUGGUGCGCGACGGCCACGGUUCUGGCAUUGUAGUGGCCACGGGUGGGCAGACGGAGUUUGGGACGGUGUUUGAGAUGAUGUCUGAGAUUGAAAAACCCAAAACUCCGCUACAACAGGCCAUGGAUAGGCUCGGUAAGGAUUUGUCGGUGUUCAGUUUUGGUGUUAUCGGUACCAUUUGCUUGUUGGGCAUCAUCCAGGGCCGCGAGUGGCUCGAUAUGUUUCAAAUCUCUGUCUCUUUGGCCGUGGCUGCCAUUCCUGAGGGUUUACCCAUCAUUGUCACUGUUACACUAGCCUUGGGUGUGUUGCGUAUGGCCAAGAGAAAGGCAAUCGUGCGUCGAUUGCCCAGUGUUGAGACCUUGGGCAGUGUCAACGUCAUUUGCUCCGAUAAGACUGGUACCUUGACCCAGAACCACAUGACCGUCACGAAAAUAUGGUCUUUCGACUUCCAGGGCUCCUUCAACAGUCCUUUUUUGGUAGUGGAGAAGUUGGACGACAGUGCUCUUCAUGAGAAGUUGACGCCGAACAUUAGAAAAGUGCUAGAAAUUGGCAAUGUGUGUAACAAUGCCCGCUACUCUCACGAAAGUGACAAGUACGUCGGAAACCCCUCCGAUAUCGCCCUACUAGAGACGUUGCCCCAUUUCAGUUUGGAAGAUGUUAGGGGAACAAAGCAGAGGAUCAAUGAGAUCCCUUUUUCUUCUGACAGAAAAUUCAUGGCAGUUUGUGCUCAUAGUGGGGACGCCAGCAGGUGUGAAACCUACGUCAAGGGCGCCAAUGAGGCUAUACUCAAACUUUCUGACAAGUACCUCGAUGAGCAGGGAAACACAAAACCGCUUACAGAAGCAUUGAAAAAUCACAUUCAUGAAAGAGCCGUUGCCCUAUCAUCUGAGGGACUUCGAGUGUUAGCUUUUGCUAAAAAGUCCUCCAAGUUGACUCACGAUAAAGACCACACCAUCCUGUCUGAUUUGACUUUCUGCGGGUUGGUAGGUAUGAAGGAUCCUCCCAGACCAAACGUGGCCAGGUCAAUAGCUCAAUUGAUGAAGGGUGGUGUCCACGUCAUCAUGAUCACCGGUGACUCGCCUAGCACGGCUACUAAUAUUGCCAGGCAGAUUGGUAUUCCCAUCUCCGGCAAAGACUCGAUCUUGACCGGUGAUCAGUUGGAUCGCUUGUCUGAAGAAAGCUUAAGUCAUGCAAUCCACAAUGUUUCCGUCUUUGCAAGAACAACGCCUGAGCACAAGGUUACAAUUGUGAAAGCUUUGCAAAGAAGAGGAGAUGUUGUGGCAAUGACUGGUGAUGGUGUGAAUGAUGCUCCAGCUUUGAAACUUGCUGACAUAGGUAUUGCAAUGGGUAAGAACGGUACUGAUGUGGCUAAGGAAGCCGCCGAUAUGGUGCUUACCGAUGAUGACUUCUCCACCAUUUUAAACGCUAUAGAAGAGGGCAAAGGCAUUUUUUACAACAUCCAAAAUUUCAUAACCUUCCAGUUGUCCACCUCCAUUGCAGCAUUGACAUUAAUCGCGUUGGCCACAUUCUUUGGGCUUCCAAACCCCUUGAACGCUAUGCAAAUUUUGUGGAUCAAUAUUCUAAUGGACGGCCCACCAGCACAGUCUUUGGGAGUUGAGCCUGUGGACCAUGAAGUGAUGAACAAGCCACCAAGAAAGAGAAAUGAGAAUAUCUUGACGCAACAGGUGAUCAAAAGAGUAUUGCAAAGCGCUGCCAUGAUCAUCCUUGGUACAAUGUACAUAUUCAUCAAAGAGAUGAGAGAUGGCCAAGUCACAGCCAGAGACACUACAAUGACAUUCACCUGUUUUGUGCUAUAUGAUAUGUUCAAUGCGUUAUCAUGUCGCCACUACACGAGAUCCAUAUUCGAACUCGGAUUUGACAACAACAUGUUCAACCUUUCGGUUAUCGGUUCACUUUUGGGCCAGAUGUGUGCUAUAUACGUUCCUUUCUUCCAAGCUGUGUUCCAGACUGAAGCCUUGUCAUUCACAGACUUAGUGCACUUGGUCUUCUUAACCAGUACUGUGUUCAUUGCAGAUGAGAUCAGAAAAUACUUGUUGAGAAGAAGAAACCAAAUGAUCAAUGGCUACAGUUACACGUACGCAGUCUAA
This is a messenger RNA of Candidozyma auris, 2772 nucleotides long. RefSeq names its product Ca(2+)/Mn(2+)-transporting P-type ATPase PMR1 (gene PMR1). NCBI's taxonomy places the organism in Eukaryota, Fungi, Ascomycota, Pichiomycetes, Serinales, Metschnikowiaceae. The record is from RefSeq and is a predicted model, not a curated record. Gene Ontology annotation, molecular function: P-type calcium transporter activity; ATP binding; ATP hydrolysis activity. The transcript has a single exon. Gene Ontology annotation, biological process: calcium ion transmembrane transport; manganese ion transport; intracellular calcium ion homeostasis. Bases 1 to 2772 code for a protein of 923 amino acids. Gene Ontology annotation, cellular component: plasma membrane; Golgi membrane; endoplasmic reticulum.